CGUCAAGGCGGGACUUCGAAGAGGGGAGAUACUUGCUUGGAACGGGCUCCGCUGGGACGCGCCUGAUGCCUGAGGCGUGAUUAGGCAGCAGAUCACGGGACUGUAAUUUACGCUGUAAGAGAGUACAAUACAAGUGUAACGAUGACUGAUCAUCUGACUGUUGCCAAGUCCGCUUUGCCAAGACCGGCCCUAAAUAGUAUGCGGAGAAGGACCUUCCGGAAUCGGGAAAACCCCACGCCGAUGCAGCAAAACCAUGUUUCCCAUUACGGCAUGGAAAAGAUCAAGACUCACAGCCAAGUCUCUAAAGCGUUUCACGGCCACAGUCGCAUCCCCGCUCAGAGCAGGUCAAUUUCUUUUUUUGACGCAUUCUGGACCACUCAUUCACCGUCUGCUGAGUUUGUGCGCUGUGGAAGUGCGUUGUUCGGUCAGCGGUGCGAGGGCAAAAAAAAGUGGCGCUCAUGACGUCCUUUUAUACAGCAAUUUGCUAUUUCGGUUGAUCCUCAAUAUUGAGCGUUAUGUUGCUGCAGAACGAACUAUAUAUUAGCCACGGCCCAAUUCUGUCUUUCGUUAAUCCUUUUUCCUCGAAUUGUGCAAAUACGAUCAGAUUUAUCUGCGAACAAGUACCGAACUGAUUUACCG
Aspergillus glaucus CBS 516.65 is the source of this 639-nucleotide messenger RNA. RefSeq lists its product as uncharacterized. Bases 142 to 462 code for a protein of 106 amino acids. NCBI's taxonomy places the organism in Eukaryota, Fungi, Ascomycota, Eurotiomycetes, Eurotiales, Aspergillaceae. The transcript has a single exon. The record is from RefSeq and is a predicted model, not a curated record.